AUGGAUCGUACUUGGAUGUACGAUAGAGUAUAUUCCAAUAGACACAGAUUGAAAGAAGAGUAUGUUCGCGGGGUUAAAGACUUCGUAAAGAGGGCUUUGAAACAACCUAUUUGUAAAUCUGAGGGAGGGAUAAGGUGUCCGUGUAUAAAUUGCAAGUGUCUCAAGAUAAGAACACCAACUAAUGUUAGACUUCACUUGUGUCGAGAUGGAUUUCAACCGGACUAUUGGAUUUGGACUCAACAUGGAGAAGUAGAGCUCAAUGUUAAUACAAGGAAUGAUUCAAAUAGUAGUGAGCAUGUGCAUCAUGAUGACCAAAUUGAGGCAAUGAAUCAGAUGGUGUAUGAUGCUUUUAGGCCUUAUGGAGUAUUCUCUCACGUGAAUGAUAACAUAGAAGUUGAGGAAUAUACGGAGGAUGAGUUUCCCAACGAAGAUGCCAAACGAUUUUAUGACAAGUUGAUAUCUUUCAACAAGCCCAUUUAUGAGGGAGCUACCCAAUCAAUAUUAUCAAUAUCUACUCAACUUCUUGAAAUUAGGUCUAAUUGGCAUGUUCCACAAAAAGGUUUAGAUUUUGUUGCACAAAUGCUUAAAAGUGUAUGUCCAGUUCAAAAAUGCUUGCCCGAGAACUAUUACCAAGCAACACAGUUGGUAUCUAAGUUAGGGCUAAAGGUUGAGAAGAUUGAUUGUUGUAAGAAUGGUUGUAUGUUAUAUUACAAGGAUGAUAGCAAGCUAUCAGAGUGCAAAUUUUGUAAUGCUCCUAGGUUCAUUCCUCGCAAGACUGGCAUGGGAAAGUACAAAGAUAUCCCAGUGAAGAGAAUGUUCUACUUCCCAAUCAUUCCCAGAUUACAAAGAUUGUAUGCAUCAACUGAGUCGGCAAGUGAAAUGAGAUGGCAUCACAUGAACAAAAAUAGUUCCAACAUCCUUCGCCACCCGUCAGAUGGAAAAGCAUGGAAACAUUUUGAUAGUGUAUAUCCUGACUUUUCUAGGGAACCCAGAAAUGUAAGGUUGGGUCUGUGUUUAGAUGUUUUACUCCUUACAUUCAAGCGUCUGCUUCUCCAUACUCAUGUUGGCCAAUAA
This is a messenger RNA of Lathyrus oleraceus (garden pea), 1074 nucleotides long. RefSeq lists its product as uncharacterized. NCBI's taxonomy places the organism in Eukaryota, Viridiplantae, Streptophyta, Magnoliopsida, Fabales, Fabaceae. The record is from RefSeq and is a predicted model, not a curated record. The transcript has a single exon. The coding region runs from base 1 to 1074 and encodes 357 amino acids.